AUGAUCAAAGCGCGAGACAUAGACCGACUAGGCAUCAAUGGAGUGGUCGACCAAAUCAAGUCUCGUGUGAGAAACAGCCGGGUUUAUAUUUCUGUUGAUAUAGACGUGUUGGAUCCAGCCUAUGCACCCGCAACCGGUACUGCCGAACCGGGCGGAUUCACCUCCCGCGAGCUUCUUUCUAUUCUUGAUGGGUUGCGUGGACUUCCUGUCGUCGGUGGUGAUGUCGUUGAGGUUGCGCCUAUCUAUGAUACGGCUGGCGAGACUACCACGCUUGCGGCUGCUGAAGUGGUCAAUUCGCUGUUAGGUCUAAUGGUUGCUACCCCUGUUGCCGCGUGA
Aspergillus melleus is the source of this 336-nucleotide messenger RNA. RefSeq lists its product as uncharacterized. The coding region runs from base 1 to 336 and encodes 111 amino acids. The record is from RefSeq and is a predicted model, not a curated record. Gene Ontology annotation, molecular function: agmatinase activity; metal ion binding. The transcript has 2 exons. Lineage: Eukaryota; Fungi; Ascomycota; Eurotiomycetes; Eurotiales; Aspergillaceae.